Molecule: messenger RNA, 639 nt
Organism: Coregonus clupeaformis (lake whitefish)
Lineage: Eukaryota; Metazoa; Chordata; Actinopteri; Salmoniformes; Salmonidae
Product: CD276 antigen-like
Exons: 3
Biological process (GO): positive regulation of T cell proliferation; cell surface receptor signaling pathway; cellular response to lipopolysaccharide
Cellular component (GO): external side of plasma membrane
Source: RefSeq, a predicted model, not a curated record
CACUGUGGUCUGGUCUCCGUGGAGAUGGCCUGUGGACUGGUUUCCAUGACAUUAAGGGGUCUGGUGUCGGUGGUGAUUCUGCUGUGGACUGUCACAUCCACAGAUGGGGGAGACAUCCAUGUAACCUGUCUGUUCUCAGAGGAUUGUGUCCUGGCCUGCAGCUUCCAGCCUGGCAGUGAGGAAGUCAUCCACUGGCUGAAACCAGAAGACAAGGACCUGAAUGUCCACUCCUACUACUACAGUACAGAUCAGCUCAAACAGCAGAGCCAGCGUUACAGAGGGAGAACAGCCCUGUUCAAUGACCAGAUCCCCAAAGGAAACGCUUCACUACUGCUGAGAGGACUCACACUCCAGGACCAGGGCAGAUACAAGUGUUACACCAGCACUAUUAAAGGCAACAAGGAGUCCUUCAUUAACAUGGCAGUGGAGGCUCCAGUCCGCUUGGUGGACAUACAGUUAUCAGAUGACAUCAUCACCUGCAGUUCCACAGAUAUCUACCCUGAGCCUAAACUCACCUGGUCCACUGACCCCCCCUCUGACCUUUCAUUUGACCCUGGAACCAUCCAGAACUCCACCAGCACCAAGGUGGAUGACCGGGGCCUCUAUGACAUCACCAGCACAAAACAGUUUAUCAGAGGC